Suillus subalutaceus is the source of this 640-nucleotide messenger RNA. RefSeq lists its product as uncharacterized. Gene Ontology annotation, cellular component: nuclear pore central transport channel. Lineage: Eukaryota; Fungi; Basidiomycota; Agaricomycetes; Boletales; Suillaceae. Bases 118 to 486 code for a protein of 122 amino acids. Gene Ontology annotation, biological process: protein import into nucleus. The transcript has 5 exons. The record is from RefSeq and is a predicted model, not a curated record.
AACCGUUGAUAACCCAAAUUGGGAAGGUUAUCGAUUGCAACUUAUGCUUGGCAAGUUGCUCACUUUGCCCUACUACCACCAUCUCUGCAAUCGUUUGUGUCUUAGCUUUUGAACACCAUGGAUAUUACUGCAAUAGCAAAGGAAUUCACUAAGUUCUACUACGAACAAUUCGCAGGAGGCCGGCAGAACCUGGCCCCUUUAUAUCGGCCGCACUCCAUGUUGACAUGGGAGGGAAAACCGUUCCAGGGUGGAGCUAACAUCGUGCAGCAUCUGACCGAACUGCCUUUUGAAAAGGUUGCCCACAAGAUCAGCACAUUUGACGCGCAGCCGUCCUCCCUUGACAUGAGCACUCUCUUGAUAAACGUGACAGGGCUGCUAAGGGUGGACGGAGACCAAGAGUUGCAGUUCUCCCAGGUGUUUGUGCUGGCAAAGGAGGGCGAAUCAUUCUAUGUGCUCAAUGAUAUGUUCCGGCUCAACCUCGGCUGAAGUGCUGUAGCACAGCAUAUUGUAAAUCUGGUAGAUGAGACAAAGAUCCCCGGAAGUGUAAUGGAGGACGGAAGCUUCUGUCGUUUGUACCUCAUAGCUUAUUCCAUCGAAAGUAGAUCAGACUGUUAGUUUUAAAGAUCGUCGUGUCGAACAA